This is a messenger RNA of Miscanthus lutarioriparius, 675 nucleotides long. Lineage: Eukaryota; Viridiplantae; Streptophyta; Magnoliopsida; Poales; Poaceae. The record is from the annotation of a GenBank genome assembly.
AUGGCAGGACGGGACCAGUCGGCUCUGCUCCUCCUCGCGGCCGUGCUGGUACUCUUCGCGUCGUCCACAGCCACGGCGCAGCAGCAGCAGCAGAACUGCUCGUCCGCCAAGUUCUCCGCGGGGCGGUCGUUCCAGCGGUGCACCUCCCUCCCCGUGCUCGGCGCCAGCCUGUACUGGACGUACCACGCGGCGAACGGCACCGCCGACGUGGCGUUCCGCGCGCCGUCGGACCCCAGCGGCUGGGUCGCGUGGGGCAUCAACACCCAGAGCGCGGGCAGCAUGGCCGGCAGCAGCGUGUUCAUCGUCUCGCACUCGCAGGACGGCAACGGCGCGGUGUCCGUCCUGAGUACCUACCUGGAGAGCACCGUUAACCCCAGCCUAACCAACAACACCCUCAGGGUCGCCGUGCCCGCCGGCCCGGCCGCCGAGUACUCCGGCGGCGCGUACACCAUCUACGCGACGGUGGCGCUGCCGGGGAACCGCACGUUGCAGAACACGGUGUGGCAGGCUGGGCCGCUCAGCGGCGGGGGAAUCGCGACGCACCCGACGGCCCCGCCGAACCUGCAGAGCACCCAGAAGCUGGACUUCCUGUCCGGCAGCCGUAUCACCGGGGCAGGGGCACCCAAGUCCAGGGGGCUGCUAUCCCGUCGUAACUUGAGGGGUUUUCAGGGUUGA